AUGAAUCUGGAUAAAAAAAGGAGUCGGAAGAGGUCCCAUGAGGCUGUCUUCACCGCUGUGCCCAAGAAUAAAGGUAAAGGAGGUAAAAACAGGCGCAGGGGUAAAAAUGAGAAUGAAUCUGAAAAAAGAGAGCUGGUGUUUAAAGAGGAUGGACAAGAGUAUGCUCAGGUAAUCAAAAUAUUGGGAAAUGGACGAUUGGAAGCACUGUGUUUCGAUGGUGUAAAGAGGUUAUGCCAUAUCAGAGGGAAAUUGAGAAAAAAGGAUAACAAAGCUGAUGUAAUUUUAAAGUACAAUGCAGAUGAAGCUAGAAGCCUGAAGGCAUAUGGCGAGCUUCCAGAGCAUGCUAAAAUCAAUGAAACAGACACAUUUGGUCCUGGAGAUGAUGAUAAAAUCCAAUUUGAUGAUAUUGGAGAUGACGAUGAAGACAUUGAUGAUAUCUAAAUUGAACUGAGUGUUUUUACAUGACAAGUUUUCUGAGGAUUGUUCUACAGUUGGGAUUUUGGCCGUCAUCAGUUAAGAAGAGAAAUUCAUUUAGUGUGUCAUUUCUGAAAGCAAACUGAUUUAUUUUCAAUGUUUUAAAGUAUUUAUUUCUUUGGAAGCUGAUGACCCUGAAUUAUCUUGUUAAAUAUUAAUACUUUAUUGUUUCGAUGUAAUGGAACUUAGGAAUAAAAGACCA
Molecule: messenger RNA, 676 nt
Organism: Mandrillus leucophaeus (drill)
Lineage: Eukaryota; Metazoa; Chordata; Mammalia; Primates; Cercopithecidae
Product: eukaryotic translation initiation factor 1A, Y-chromosomal-like
Exons: 3
Coding region: 1-441 (146 amino acids)
Biological process (GO): translational initiation
Cellular component (GO): cytoplasm
Molecular function (GO): RNA binding; translation initiation factor activity
Source: RefSeq, a predicted model, not a curated record